Messenger RNA from Phymastichus coffea, 3794 nucleotides. RefSeq names its product serine/threonine-protein kinase minibrain (gene mnb). Bases 1 to 2121 code for a protein of 706 amino acids. Gene Ontology annotation, biological process: protein autophosphorylation; peptidyl-serine phosphorylation; peptidyl-threonine phosphorylation. Gene Ontology annotation, molecular function: transcription coactivator activity; ATP binding; protein serine/threonine/tyrosine kinase activity. NCBI's taxonomy places the organism in Eukaryota, Metazoa, Arthropoda, Insecta, Hymenoptera, Eulophidae. The transcript has 8 exons. Gene Ontology annotation, cellular component: nucleus. The record is from RefSeq and is a predicted model, not a curated record.
AUGACUUGGCGGUGCGAAGGCUCGGAGUCGGCGCCGCCGCCGCCGCCGCCGCCGCCGCCGCCGCUUGAGCCGGCUCAACUUCCGUUGACCGAGAUCAGUUGCGAGAUGCUGUGUGCUACACUGAGCGGGAGGACGGUGAGCAGUGGCGGAGGUGGUGGUGGUGGCGGCGGCGCGCCACUGUACGGGCGCCUGGUGGCCGAGGAACCGUUGCCGGGCGCGGUGGGCGGCGGCGGCGGCCCCGGGCCCGGCCAGGACGCACCGGCCGACAUCCACGCGAUGCAGGCCAGGAUACCACACAGGUUUCGCGACCCGGCCACCGCCCCCUUGCGCAAGCUCAGCGUCGACCUCAUCAAGACCUACAAGCACAUCAACGAGGUGUACUACGCCAAAAAGAAAAGAAGGGCGCAACAAAUGCAGGGCGAGGACGGCUCGCACAAAAAGGAAAGAAAGCUGUACAACGACGGCUGGGAUGACGAUAACCACGACUACAUUAUCAAGAAUGGCGAGAAGUUCCUUGAUCGAUACGAGAUCGAUUCGUUAAUAGGUAAAGGCAGCUUCGGUCAAGUAGUAAAAGCGUACGAUCACGAAGAACAAACUCAGGUGGCAAUAAAAAUUAUCAAGAACAAGAAACCCUUCCUCAAUCAAGCGCAAAUCGAAGUUAGGUUAUUGGAAAUGAUGAAUAGAGCGGAUACCGAAAACAAGUAUUAUAUAGUUAAACUCAAGAGGCAUUUUAUGUGGCGGAACCAUUUGUGUUUGGUAUUCGAGCUACUAUCGUACAACCUUUACGAUUUACUUAGAAAUACGAAUUUCCGAGGGGUAUCGUUAAACCUUACGAGAAAGUUCGCGCAGCAACUGUGUACUGCCCUUCUGUUCCUGUCCACACCGGAAUUGAACAUCAUUCACUGUGAUUUGAAGCCUGAAAACAUCCUUCUGUGCAAUCCCAAGCGAAGCGCAAUAAAAAUCGUCGAUUUUGGUAGUUCAUGUCAACUUGGACAGAGGAUAUACCAAUACAUACAAUCUAGGUUUUACCGAUCACCCGAAGUCUUACUAGGAAUACCGUAUGACCUCGCGAUAGACAUGUGGAGUCUAGGUUGUAUUUUAGUAGAAAUGCACACAGGGGAGCCCUUGUUCAGUGGAGCCAACGAGAUGGACCAGAUGAAUAAAAUCGUGGAAGUGCUGGGCAUGCCGCCCAAGCACAUAUUGGACCAAGCGCACAAGGCGCGGAAGUACUUUGAUAAAGUCCCGACAGACGGCUCGUACGUAUUGAAAAAGCCGAAGGAGGGCAAGAAGUAUAAGGCGCCGGGUACGAGGCGAUUGCACGAUAUAUUGGGCGUCGAGACGGGCGGACCUGGCGGCAGGAGGCACGGCGAGCCCGGACACUCCAUCUCCGACUACCUCAAGUUCAAGGAUCUCAUAUUGAGGAUGCUCGACUUCGAUCCGAAAACACGGGUCACGCCUUACUACGCCUUGCAGCACAACUUCUUCAAGAGGACGGCCGACGAGGGGACCAACACCAAUAUCGCCGCUGCCAAUAGUGCCAAUACUAGUCCUGCGGUCGUAUCGAUGAGUCAGGACCAUGGACUGGUUAGCAUGUCUGGCGCGGGCAGCAGCAGCGGCGGCAGCAGCGUCGGCGCGCAGCCGACAUCGUCCCAGAGCGGCGUGGUCGGCGGCAGCUACCAGCCGAUGGACACGUCGUCGCCACGGCACACGACGGCCUCCCUGGCCGCGACAGCGGCCACGGCUGGCCGACGAGCCGGCCCGGCGAGCAGCGGCUCGGCGCCCGCCUCGAUCGAGCCCAGCGGCAGCUCUGGCGGCGCGGGCGGCGGCUCCCUCAUCCAAAGCUCUCUCGGCUCCUACAACAGCCUCAUUCUUCCUAGCAUUCCCCACUUGCCGAUGACCGGCAUCCACCAUCACCACCACCAUCACCAUCACCACCACCACCAGCAAGCCAACUUCUACAACUACACCGGCUACGGCUCGGGCGUGGUGUCCGAGGGCCACGCCCGUCAGGUGGUCGUGCCCUCGCAGGUGGUCGGCGGCAAGCCGCGGCCCGAGGCCGAGCGCGAGGACAGCCCUAUGGUGGGUGUGUGCGUGCAGCAGAGCCCCGUCGCCAUACACUGAUCGACCCAUCCUCGCUACACUUUUGCGACCAGAGCGCGCGACAGGCUCUAUCCAUGCCGAUAACGGUUGUCGUGCUCGAGCCACCGCCGAGGCUCCUCGCCCCUAUUUCGCUUCAUCCCGAAAGCUUUUCGACGUUUCAUCGUCCUCGCAGUCUUGCCUUCUUCUUCAACCGGGACGUUCUUCGUGUGCUUUUCUAAUGUUGAAACGAGCGCUGGUCCCACUGGGAGGACGAGCUUUGUAACUCCCGACGAAUAACCUCGAAAGAUGAGUAAUUGGCCAGGCGGGUUGUGAACUGUGAACAAGGUGCGGAUAUGACUGGCUGGCUGACAAUCAGCGAUAACGAUGGAUCACAACCAAAUACGAAAUGUGGACGACGACGAAGCCAAAGGGUAUCUAACUUUCUUCCUAGCAUGAGUGAAGCUCGUACGCUGCUACACAAAGCAGGGAAUGUAUUAUUGCAACAGCUUGGAGAGCAUCUAUCUAUUGAUCGAUUGAUCAACAAGUUAUGUAUGGGAGAUCGCUCGUUAAGCCAUUCGACGCUAAAGUCAUGUGUAUAUAUAUAUAUAUCAAACCUGUUUGUGUAUAUUGCGCUCAUUAGCUCAAUAUACGAGAGGGGCAAAUGAAUAGAGAGAAAUAUUAGAGCAAAGCCGAAAAGUAGAUGAAAGCUGCUGAAUAAUGCCGCGUUACUUCGAGAGCACAGAUGGACGGGGGAUUACGGCCUAGUGUGUGGACGAAAGCCAGCCUGGCCUUUCUGGGUCCUACCCGACAGACACUUAAUUAAAAUUAAAUAGCAAAAUAAUCGGAGGACAAAGCAAAUUUAGUCGAUAACGCGACAAGGGAUAACUUUUACCAUAUGAUGAACUGUGUGGCCUAGCGAGGAAAAAAGUGAUAAUUAACUAUUACUAUUAUAUUAAACGAGGGAAAAAAAUAAACAAUGUAAUCAUGUACUCCGAUAGAGUUUUAUAUACGGUGUGACAAAUGUUAAAAAAGAACGUAGCGUGUAUUCACAGUUGAACAAAUAAAAAAGAGAAUGAUUGUCCUUUGUAUAAUAAGUCUAUAAGUGAAUGCAAAUGAGGAUACAGCUUUUGGUUCUUAACCUUUCAAAAAGCAAGUAACGUGAACGAGAGUGCGAGAGUAAGUGGAAGACCGUGAAAUUUCAUGUUAGCAUUGAUGAAUUGGGAAAGAAAAAAAUAAGAAAAAAAAAAAUGAUUUUGGUCUUUUAUUUACUUGGAAUUCGACGAGGCGUUGAGAAUGUAUGGAUAAAAUACGCUGAAUGGCGCAAACUCCAGUUUGUUAUUAACAGAAACUUUGAAACAAACUUCAAAAUUUUUGCGCGACUUAACAAUACAUAUUUAUACAUAAAGUAUUGAUAAGAAAGUUGAUAUGUAAAAGCUGAAGUCGUCACGAAUAAUAUAAUAAUAUGAAAAAAAUCUAGGUACUUUGUAAUAAAAUAAUACAUACGUAUCACAAGUACAUAAGAUCCCUAUGCCGUUAUUGAUUUUUGCCGUUUUUCGUUUUUCCUUUUGUUGUAUAUCAAUCUUUGCUCAGCCUAGGAAACUUAUACUAACGAGUUCAAGGGAAUGCGAAACGAAAGUGAACUCCACGAAAUUUUUUAGAUACUGCUUUUUCAAGAAAUAAACGAAACACGUACUGAAAUAUAGACAUACACUGAA